Amphiprion ocellaris (clown anemonefish) is the source of this 7153-nucleotide messenger RNA. It is a transcript of the gene myt1lb, whose product is annotated as myelin transcription factor 1-like, b. Gene Ontology annotation, biological process: regulation of transcription by RNA polymerase II. Gene Ontology annotation, molecular function: zinc ion binding; RNA polymerase II cis-regulatory region sequence-specific DNA binding; DNA-binding transcription factor activity, RNA polymerase II-specific. The transcript has 23 exons. The coding region runs from base 604 to 4587 and encodes 1327 amino acids. NCBI's taxonomy places the organism in Eukaryota, Metazoa, Chordata, Actinopteri, Pomacentridae. Gene Ontology annotation, cellular component: nucleus. The record is from RefSeq and is a predicted model, not a curated record.
CUCCCUCAGUGUCUUUCUCGGUCUGCGUUACAGCGUCUCCUCCCGACUGUGCUCUCGCCAUCCCUGCUUCUCUCGCCCGUUUCCUCUGCUCUCUCUCUCUCUCUCUCUCUCUCUCUCUCUCUCUCUCUCUCUCUCUCUCUCUCUCUCGCUCUCUCUCUCGCUCUCUCCAGGCUGCGCCUCAUUGGUGUGUCCUGAUUCCCUUUUUCCAUUAGGCUCCAGGCCCAUUGGUCGUCUGCCUUCCAACCAUUAUCUCCACUCCUCCACCCCUCUGUCAUCCUUUCUCCCUUUGCUCUCCCUCCUUCCCUCAGUCCCAGUCAUCUCUCAAGUCGUAAAAAUGAUUUGCAUGCAGGAGGAGAGCAGAACUUUGCAGUGAGCACAGUAAGUGAAUUGGGAGAGAGUAAGGGAGAGAAAUAAACGAAAGACUGAAAAUAGGAGAGGAAGCGCAUUGGGGAGAGCAGGAGGAAAAGUUUAAAGAGAAGACUCCAGUUGAAAAUGAGUUUGGAGGAGACUUGGUGAGCCGUUCCUCUCCAGCUGAACGUCAGUAGGUCACGGUGGAAGCAGAGGUCUGGACCAGAGAGCUGCCUCAAGCCCAGAACAUUUCAGAUGGAGGUGGAUGCAGACGAUAAGCGCCAUCGCACACGCUCCAAAGUGCCUGUGGAUCCAGCAUUAACGGAGCUUUUCAGUGUGUAUGGCUGCCCUCUAGCCAAGAAGAGGAAGAGUCUAGACAGACAAACCUUGGAAACCUCCCCCAAGAGGAGCACUUACCUUGAUGACAUGGACAACUCCACAAUGGAGGAGUGCUAUGAGACAGACGGAACAGAGGAGAUGGAUGAGAGGGAGGAAGAAGAGGAGGAAGGAGCUGUAGAGGAGGAGGAAGAGGAGGGAGAAGUGGAAGAGGAAGAGGAGGAGGUUGAAGGCUACAUGGAUUACAACAUGGAACAAAUGGAGCACGAAGAAGGGGAGGUGGAGAGAGGGGACGGAGAAGGGGAAGAUGAAGAGGAAGAAGAGGAAGUAGAGGUGGAGCAAGAGGAGGAAGAGGAGGGUGACGAAGAGAGGGUGGAGGAGGCAGAAGAGGGGGAGGAGGAGGAGGAGGAAGCAGUAGAGGAGGUGGACUAUGAAGAAGGAGAGGAGGAAGAAGGAGAGCAGAAUCAAGGGCAAGAGGACGAUCAGAUGAGCAGUGACGAGGGGGGCGAGGGUGAUGGUGGAGGUGGCGGCAGCAAUGCCAAAUCUGGUCCGACAACAGAGAAGGACGACAACAAUAACGACGAGUACGAAAACUAUGAUGAACUGGUGGCCAAGUCCCUCCUCAACUUGGGAAAGAUUGCAGAAGAUGCUGCCAACCGUGCUAUGACGGAAUCUGAGAUGAACAGCAACUCCUCUAAUAGUGCUGAGGAUGAAGAGGAGGAGGAGGAGGAGGAGGAAGAAGAGGAGGAAGAGGAUGAGGACGACGAAGAGGAAGAGGAGGAGGAGGAAGAAGAGGAGGAGGAAGAGGAGGAAGAGGAAGAGGGGGAAGGGGAUGAAACACAGAGGGCUGAUCUGAGUUUGGACGUUGACAGUGAUGUAGUUCGGGAGACGGUGGACUCCCUUAAACUGCUGGCACAGGGCCACGGCGCCGUGCUGUCUGACAGUUUAGAUGGACAGGAAUUUGAGGACAGUACAGGGGAGAACAGGGACGAGACUGACUGUGUCCACAAUGGGGGGAAUGCACACAAUGGUGGUAAUGGACAGGUUAAGACCACCAGUAACGGACAAAUAGAAAACAGCGAUGAGGAAGUGUGUUUAAGCAGUCUGGAGUGCCUACGGAACCAAUGCUUUGACCUGGCUCGGAAACUAAGUGAAACUAAAUCCACUGACCGCAAUGGGCCAUCCCAGCCAAAUCAUUUCUUAUGCGGGGAUCCCAAUCAACAGCCCCAGCAUCAUGGCUAUGGGGAUUUCCACCAUAGCCAAGAUGACAGGCGGACGCUUGAUAGGAAUUAUUCCGACAUGGACAAUCUCAUGAAGCUCGAGGAGCAGCUGAGCCCACGCUCCAAGGCCUUCUCCAGUUGUGCACAGGACAACCGAUAUCACACCAACCACCGGGACUUUGAUGAGGACACAGCCUCGGUGACGUCGGACCGAUCGGAAGAGGUGUUUGACAUGACAAAGGGGAAUCUGUCCCUGUUAGAGAAGGCCAUUGCACUAGAGUCAGAGCGCGCCAAGGCAAUGCGGGAUAAAAUGGCAGCCGAGGCGGCCAGAAGGGAAGGGGUGAGGUAUACCCAUGAAGACCACGGGCCGAGGCAUGGCUACAGCGUUGAGCGUAAAGCCCGGCUUCCAGAUGGUUUGAAGAAGCCUUUCUACCAUAAAGAUGCUUCCCGUGCAGACAAGAAGGAGAGUCGGUGUCCCACACCCGGCUGUGACGGCACGGGUCACGUGACGGGCCUGUACCCCCACCAUCGGAGCCUGUCCGGCUGUCCGCACAAAGACAGGGUUCCACCGGAAAUUGUGGCAAUGUAUGAGAAUGUUCUUAAGUGUCCUACGCCUGGCUGCACGGGACGUGGCCAUGUCAAUAGCAACAGAAACUCUCACAGAAGUCUGUCAGGAUGUCCCAUUGCUGCAGCCGAGAAGCUGGCUAAAGCCCAGGAGAAGCACCAGAGCUGUGACGGCCCCAAGUCCAACCAGGCCUCUGACCGAGUCUUAAGGCCAAUGUGCUUUGUCAAACAACUGGACUAUCCACAGUAUGGUUACAAGAACAAUGUUUCCACCAGCACGCCCCGCUCCAACCUGGCCAAGGAGCUGGAGAAGUACUCCAAGACCAGCUUCGACUACAGCGCCUUCGACGGCAGCAACAACCACCAAGUGUACGGGAAGCGAGCCAUCGCACCCAAAGUUCACGGACAAAGGGACACCUCCCCGAAAGGAUACGAUGCCAAACGUUACUGCAAGAACUCCAGCUCGGCCAGCAGCACCACCAGCACCUACGCUCCCAGCAGUAGCAGCAGCAGCCUGAGCUGUGGAGGAGGCAGAGGGGGCACGGGAGGAGGCGGAGGGGGCGGGGGUAGCAGCGCCAGCAGCACCUGCAGCAAGAGCAGCUUUGACUACAGUCACGACAUGGAGGCUGCCCACAUGGCGGCCACGGCCAUCCUCAACCUGUCCACACGCUGCCGGGAGAUGCCGCAUGGCAUGGGAGGGAAGCCCCAGGACCUGUGCUCACAGAGUCCCGGUCUAGACGUUGAUGAGAACGGUACGUUGGACCUGAGUAUGAGCAAGCGUCUGUGCAGUGGCGGUGCAGGGGACUCGGUGCUCACCCCUCUAGAGCCCAUGUCCCCCCAGAGGCAAGCCGCCCUGCUGGGCUCCCGCUGCUAUGGCAUGGGGGACGCAGACUGCUGGGACCUGCCUGUAGACUACACCAAGAUCAAACACAUAGACGAGGACGAGAAAGAGGAUGACCUGGAUCCCUUCCACGACCUGCUGGAGGACCGCUCCUACACCACAGAUGUUAACAUGCCCAGCCCCAAGCCCAAGUAUGUCCAGUGCAAGGAGAGUAAGAAGGACCUGAUAACAUGUCCCACACCGGGGUGUGAUGGAAGUGGUCACUUGACGAGCAAUUUCGCCUCACAUCGAAGUCUCUCAGGUUGUCCUUUAGCUGAUAAAAGCAUUCGAAGCAUGCUGGCCAACAACGCACAAGAGCUCAAGUGCCCGACACCAGGGUGCGAUGGUUCGGGACAUAUCACUGGCAACUACGCGUCACACAGAAGUCUUUCAGGGUGUCCGCGGGCCAGGAAAAGUGGGAUAAAGAUCAUCCACAGUAAAGAGAACAAGGAGGACCAGGAGCCUAUCAGGUGUCCAGUCCCAGGGUGUGAUGGUCAGGGACACGUAACAGGAAAGUACGCAUCCCACAGAAGUGCAUCAGGAUGCCCCAUAGCAGCCAAGAGACAGAAAGACGGCUACCUAAACGGCAUUCAGUUCACAUGGAAGUCUGGCAAGACAGAGGGCAUGUCCUGCCCAACACCAGGCUGUGACGGCUCUGGUCACGUCAGCGGCAGCUUCCUGACGCAUCGGAGUCUGUCUGGUUGUCCACGUGCCACCUCCGCCAUGAGGAAAGCCAGGCUGUCGGGGGUGGAAAUGCUAACAAUAAAGCAGCAACGCGCCAGCAACGGACUGGAGCAUGAAGAGGAGAUCAAACAGCUGGAUGAAGAAAUCAAAGAUUUAAGUGAAUCGAAUUCACAAGUGGAAGCAGACAUGAUCAAACUUAGAACACAGAUCACAACAAUGGAGUCCAACUUGAAGUCCAUAGAGGAGGAAAACAAGGUGAUUGAACAGCAAAAUGAAUCUCUCCUGCAUGAGCUGGCCAACCUCAGCCAGUCACUGAUAAACAGUUUAGCUAAUGUCCAGCUCCCUCAUAUGAAACCACUGGCACACAAAGAGCCUCCUCUAAGGAACAACAGCUGCUUACAGCUGCACCAGCAAGAGCCAAUAAGCGAGCAGAACUUCGACGCCUACGUCACCACUCUGACAGAUAUGUACACGAACCAAGACCAGUACCAGAGCCCGGAGAACAAAGCCCUGUUGGAAAACAUCAAGCAAGCUGUUCAAGGGAUCCAAGUGUAGCCAUUCAGCAGAGGGACAUUUUUGUUCCCCAGCAGGUGUGGGUGGUGAUUCAGAAUCCACAGACAAACAGGCAGUGAUGGUUUGAUCUCCUCCGGUUUGGUGCAGUAACUUCUAUAGUGUUAUAUAUUCUAAAUUCUGUUCUUUGAAAAAAAAAAAAAGAGGUAUUACGCUUAGGAAGACCUCAAGAUUAUUUCUUUCUCUCAUUUCUUUUUGGGUCUUGCUUUGAGGAAGAACAUAAAAGAGUAAACCGCAAAAUAGUUUUUGAGGACAUUCACAUUUUGUACGUUUUCAUAUGAGCUGACAUAGUGUCAUGUAAUGUUUCUAGCUGCUCAUGUAUGCACAUUUUUAGUGUAUAUUUCUGAACAGUAAGCUAAUGAUAAUGGAACGUGAGUUCUUUUUAUUGCUUGACAACAAAGCAUUUUAGAUGAAAAAAAGUGGACAGUGAAAUAAAAAUUAAAAAACUACAAGCAAGGAGGAAGCUACUUAUUUUUCUCCUCAGUGGAAGAUUUUGGACUUAAUGAUUUUAGAUGUUUUUUUUCUUCUUCGUCUUCUUCUUCUUCUUGCGUGUAGAUUGUUCAAGAGCAAGAACUGGUUUGCAAAUCGCUUUAUUUUCUGACAAUGCUUGAGAAACGUUUGUGCUUUGUUCUGAUGAAAAGAAACGAUGUGUAGCUGUAGGUGGGGGCAUUUUUAAUUGGUGCUGUAAAUGAAUCUGGAGAGGAAACUGACCUGAUGUAUGUAUGAAUGUAUGUAUGAACAGUUAUAUUGUAAACAUCAUUACACGGAAACCCGAUGGUGGAAAUCCCAUUCUAUAGGAGAGCCAAUUAAUUCCUAGAAAAACACAUCUGUGCGGCGCAUGCAUGUUCACAUGCUCAUCGUUAAUUAGUCUCAAGUAGUAAAGAUGUGUGAAGACAAUGACCUAUAGGAACCACAGUCUAGCCUUUCUAGUAUCAAAUCUGCUCAAUUUGGAGACUUGUGUUGCUAGGAUCCAGAAACGUCUCAGCAAUAGAAUAAUUAAAUCAUUUGUUUAUAGUCGGUACGGGAUGCAAUCUGCAAAGGAAAAAAAGUUGGGUAUAUGCAAUUUCUUGUUUAUAAGCAUAGCGGGGUAACAUGAAUCUUUUUAAUAUAGCCUAUGUAAAAUAUUGAUUUUUAUACAAAUCUUUUAAUACAAAAAGUCUUUUUAAAAAAGAGGAGGGAACCUGGACAUUGAGUAUUGAUGCGAAAGUAUAUGAGUUCCACUUUUUUUCUGUACGAUUUUGCACAGGGACACCUUCGUUUCCAUGUUUUGAUGUUCUUACAGAAGCUAAAAGCAGUACCCGAGGGCCUAAUAGGAGGGUUUCAGAGGGUUUUGUAAAGAGUAUUUAUAGAGUAUGACAGCGGGACUUACAGGGUCACUGUCCCCACUUAUGUGCCAGUAGACUAUUUGCACUUGUCCUUGAAGAUAUUAUCCUUACGUACGGCAGCGUGCAAUUUUCCAGGUGACCUCUUUGGCACACGAUUGGAGCAACCAACUGCUUGGAGCCAAUGUAGGCGUGGAUUUAGUACCACUGAGAGAGGAGGAACAGGGACUAGAAAUCAGAGAAGAGGAUGAUUAUAACCAUAGCAGUUAUACUGUAGGCUAUUAUCAAGUGUAAAAACAUUAACAAAGUUCUUUCAUUUUUGCUAUGUUUUAGGAAGAUGAAGUUAUCCCCCAGCAGCACUUUAUAUCUAAUCACUGUACAAAGGAUUAAAUAGUCAAUCAAUUCAAGGUUUUAAAAAAAAGCAGAAGCAACAAAGGUCUGGUAAAAGGAGACCUUUGUGGGGUGAUACAAUCCAGCGUCACAUCCGUAUGCCUGACUGUAUGCACCCCUCCAUUCUGUUGUCCUAGUUGUUAGCGAUCAUGUUCAGAAUUUGCCUUUUUGAGAGCUAAUGCAAAAGGUGCUUGUUGUUCACCUGAUUGAAUCUCAUCUAUUGUACUUUACUGUCCUCUUUCAGGACUCUACUACCCAUCAUCCAUGACUGCAUACGCCUUUUUCCACAGCAUCGUGUCUGCAGCUUUUUGCCAAUAUAGUAAUGCUUCAGUAGAGUAAUAGCUAGUACCAGUUUUUGAAUUAAUUCUCAUUAUCAGUGAAAAUGGAAAAGGGAUUUUAAAGCACAAACCAGCUGCUCAUCUGAUGUUGGUACAUAAAUAACAAAACUGAAAAGAGUUAUCUGUGACUAUCUAUAGGGAACACAAAAAGGUCGUCACAUAUUUAGAAUGCUGACUUUUCAUAUAAAUUAUUGUGAAUUCAUCAGAGUUUAUUAUUUUGUUUGAGCCAGUUCAUUUUGAGAUUGAUUUCAGUGACCAUUAACAAAGACAGGAUUUUGUAUAAACUAUUGUGCUCUCUGUGGAACUGAAGUUUGAUUUAUUUUUGUACUACACAGCAUGGAUUUGUUGACAUUUUAAUUUUGCUAUAAAUGUGUGAGAUCACAAGUUGCUGUGAUAUUUCAUUUAUAAAUUGUGAACUUUGUACAAUUUUUGUCAUGCUGGAUGUUGACACAUCUUACUCAGAAUAAAGAAAAAAUGUGUUGCCAGAGGCCUGUAAAAUGA